AUGGCGUCGUAUUCCCAGUCCUACACCGGGUAUGCUGACUUCUGCCACCUAGUCGACUCCUGGGUUGAGGUAUCGUCGCAGCCUUCCUCAUCGUCAUUGUCAUCCGUCGCCGACGAGAUCGUCACCACCGGUCUGCGAGUACAGGAGGCUUCGAGAGCCAGGCGGCGCAAGACGGGUGCACCAACACACUUGAAUAUCACAAGAACGCAGAGCGCGGGCGGCACAAGUAGUCAAGAAGAGUAUGAAGAAAGUGAGAGCGAGUCGGACAGGAUCAUGACAUCUUCAGGCGAGGGCCCUAUGAUGGCCGCGCUAGUGCCCCGAGCGAACAACCGAGUCGACCCGAAUCAGCCCCAGCAGGCUUCGGAUCAGAUGUCAGAUGAUGAUGACGAGAAUAAAACUGCUGUCAACCAUCCUCUCAGACACGAGGAAUGCUUUACGCCCCAACCGAACGCCUUUACGCAUCCACCCGCCGGUCGCCCGCGCAAUGCCAGCCAGACGGUGCCUGGUUCUUAUUUCCCUGCCUCGCGACCAGGCCCACCUAGUCGUCCAUCAACCAGACACUCAGUCCCCAUGGCAGCUGAAACAAGACGACCGAGCCAUCUCCCACAAAAUCCACUCUCACCAUGCUUCAAUGCCGCAGCAGAACACGAAGAAGCCCUUCGAGCCAGUCUCACUGGCCUCUUAUCUGUCGCCGCUGCAGCAAGAGGACUCUCCAAACCCAACAUAAAGCGGCCAAACGAUACUACCGCUGCUCCAAGAACUGGCCGCGUAGACCCUAUGUCCUUCCGCAUCGUCCCUGAAUCCGCGCUCCCUACAACCUCACCGCAACAACUACAAGAGCCAACCUUCAAACCCACCAUCCGCCGCACUUCCACGAAUUCCACCUCCACAACUUCCGAACAACAACAACAACAACAUAAACGCAAAGCCCUCACAACACCAGCUCGCAAUUCAAGUCGAGAACGCAGUCGAGCACUCAAAAAGGCCCGCCGUUCCGCUUCUUCCACUUCAAACUAUGAAGACCUCUACGUCACCCCAACGCUUCUCACCUGGGUUGUUUCGGCGGGUGUGGUGGUUUUCCUCAGUGCUCUGAGUUUCGGAGCGGGGUAUAGCAUGGGAAAGGAAGCCGGACGGUUAGAAGCCGGAGGAGGGGGUGCUUUUGGCGGCACGGAUGAACAGUUGAGACUCUGUGCGAGGGAGGCGGGGAGGUCGGGGAUGGGAUUGAAGAGGAGUCUAGCUAGGGGUGCGAUUCAGGUUUGA
Lecanosticta acicola is the source of this 1260-nucleotide messenger RNA. The record is from the annotation of a GenBank genome assembly. Lineage: Eukaryota; Fungi; Ascomycota; Dothideomycetes; Mycosphaerellales; Mycosphaerellaceae.